AUGUUCUCCAAACACAAGUUUGCCAGCAACGUGGUAGAGCGCUGCCUCGUGUGCGGCGACGACUCGCAACGCCACGCCCUCGUCUCGACUGUCAUCGCCAAGAAUGACCGCAGCGAAAGCAACAUUCUCAACCUCCUGAAAGACGGCUAUGGCAACUAUGUCAUUCAAAAACUGCUCGAAACCCUCGGUCGCAAAGACUAUGAAGUCUUUGUCGAGGCCCUGAAGCCAGAACUCGACAAGGCCAGAAAGACGAUUUCUGGCAAGCAAAUCAUCUCGGUCGAAAAGAAGAUGUUUCGGUACACGAGGGUUGAUUCCCCUACAAUGGGGCCGCCUCCGACGCCUGGUCUCACGAGCUCGGCGCAGUCAGAAGAAAGCAGUGAGGUGCCAAGUGCAAAUACGUCAACGAUUGAAGAGCCGAUCCUCGAUGUGAGAAAGUCUGAGAAUUCAGAUGGAGGUGUGAAGAUUGAACAGUCUGUUCAUUAA
Messenger RNA from Plenodomus lingam JN3, 483 nucleotides. The record is from RefSeq and is a predicted model, not a curated record. Lineage: Eukaryota; Fungi; Ascomycota; Dothideomycetes; Pleosporales; Leptosphaeriaceae.